Messenger RNA from Spirometra erinaceieuropaei, 16522 nucleotides. The record is from the annotation of a GenBank genome assembly. Lineage: Eukaryota; Metazoa; Platyhelminthes; Cestoda; Diphyllobothriidea; Diphyllobothriidae.
AUGCCUAUUCUGACAGCGGUUGACCGUUUCACGCGAUGGCCGAUUGCCGUUCCAAUCUCGGAUACCUCGGCAGAAAAUAUCGCUAUAGUUUUUCUGACGCAUUGGAUUUCAACUUUUGGUGUUCCAGCCACCCUUACUACUGGCCGCGGGAGUCAAUUCCAAUCUAGCCUCUUCCGUGAGUUCACUAAACUGCUCGGGUGUGCGCACAUCACAACCACGGCAUACCACCCUGCCUUCAACGGCCUCGUUGAGCGUCUGCACCGUCAACUGAAGUCCGCACUGAUGUCCCAAACAGAAUCAGCUUCUUGGAGUGACAAUCACCCUCUUGCGCUUUUGAGCAUCCGAUCUUCUGUCAAGGAGGACAUCCAAUGCACUGCCGCCGGUAUAUCCUUCCGUCUUCCCGGCGAAUUUGUGCAGUCUUCCACGACGAACACCACCGUCCCGAGCACCUUCGUACAGCAGUUGAAGCAACGCAUGGCUCAACUGCGUCCAACCCCCACUCGUCUGACAUCGAAACGUGUGUUUGUGCAUGAGGACCUUAAAUCUGCCCCAUUCGUUUUCGUCCGGCAUGACGUGGUUCGCAAGUCUCUUUGUUCCCUGUAUGAUGGCCCAUAUAAGGUUCUUCAGCGGAUGGACAAAUAUUACGUCAUGCAGACGGCUGACAAAACUGACACAGUCUCCAUCGACAGACUUAAGCCAGCCUAUCUUGAAUGCAUCCCGCCGUCAGUUGUGCCAUCGACUUCCUCUGCACCGUCCUCGUUCGAUCCACCCGUUUCGGUCCCAUCCACUCAAACACCACACUCGACCACCCCACACACCCAUCCUGAUUCUCCUACCACUGCACAACGCACCUCAUCUCGUUCUGGUAGACAUAUCCAUUUUCCUGCCAAACUCAAAGAUUUUUGUUGUAACGUUUUGCUUUUUUUAUCGAGCGUUUUUUUGUACAACAAACGCUCUGGCGGGGGAGUUGUGUAGGUUUACGCACAUUUUCGAUUUUUCUCUCUAAACUUUCCUGUACACCUGAACGUUUCUGUACUAUUGUUUAAAUCAGCUUAAAUACACAUACUUGGUUUCGACUUGUGAAAAAGCGUGACUUUUGUGUUUUGGUUUCGAGUGUGCUUGACGUCGUCAUUUCUUGGCCUUCGUUUGUAACCUCUCAACACUCUUAGCAAUUUGUAUGAACUGACGGAGACUCCCUCCUCACAAGCCUACUUCACCAUAUCAUCGCGGAGCCGACUGCCUCUAUUCAACCGGUUCCUCAUCGGAACACUAUCUCGCUACUUGAGAGGAUUCUACUUUGCGUGAGUCUGGAACAUUCCUUUUCUGAUUUUACGAAUCUUUACAUUCUUUUCUUUUUGUUGGUAAACACAAUUCCCCCAUUUAGAGUCAGCUUUUCCUGCAUAUAUUACUGUUUGUAGUUUUUAAGUCCACGUUUCCACUACACAGUCGACUUUACAGAUUCUCCCACUCAGACAUGACUAAACCCCGUUAGCUCAUGGCUUGAGCUCGUCAAUAGUCAAAACCUUCGGUGACAGCUGCUCAGGGUUCUGUAAAGAAUAAAUCCCUCACCAUGGUGUCCUUCUUCUCGUCCUGUUACCCAGAACUUUGCCUAAUUACUGUAAGCCCACUGCCCUGACCCACGUAUUCUUAGCACAGUAGGUGUGCUAACUCAUGAAAUUUUAACUGAAAUUCUGAAAUGCGUUUUUGUUUCGAAAAGAUUACUUAUGUGGGGUUUUAAAGUUAACCAUCAUGCAGCAUAAUUAUAUAAUAAUUCAGUUACCGCAAGAUAUCGGCUUUUGAAAGAACUUUUACCCGUCCGCAUGCAGAAACUAUAGUCUGUUAAAAAUGACAACUUAAGUGGCGUGCAUUUUCUCAUUGAUUUUUGAUGCCCUUAAAAAUUUAAUUAUAUCUCGUAAAACAUCGUGUCUCUGACUUUACUAAUAUUGCUUUUUAAGUCUGCAAUACUGCUCAAAUCCACCGCUAAAUUUUGCAAAUCCCCUAUGACCUACUUCUAAUACAAUAGAGGAAUGAAUGCUUUUCCGUAAGUGAAUAAUAUGCUGCUUGUAGUUUGAAAACCCUAAACGUAAGUGUAAUGGCAGGUCGGUUUCAAAAUUAUUUUGGAAUUGGAAAAAGCUUUAGAAAAAAAAUCAUACCCUUCCUUCGGGCAAGCAAGUCAGCUGCUUCGUGUCAUUGUUUCGUUGAUUGCACUCAUUUGCGUCAAUCACUUUUAGUCAAUCUACACGAAACUUUGAUAUCUUUUGGCCAUAUUUAACUGGACGUAAUUUCACCUGAGUGACAAGCCUCAUUUACUGACUUCGUCUCGGAUUUUACCCAGCACAUUCACCCUACGGCCAACCAUUGUGGAGAAGGCUUUAUUUAUCGUGAGUCUGUACAAUUAUUUACUUUUGUCGUUUUUCUUAUACUCAUUUUGCUAUCGUUAUUUUUCUUGUAAGAAACGCAGCAUCCUCCACCUAGAGUUAGAUAUUUAUUAUUGCUUGUAAUUUAGUUGCCGUUUACACUACACCUGUUCAUUAAAUCAAGGAAUGGGCAGCAAUAUUUGAGAGUAGGAAGGACAACUAUUCGCUAAUGUCCCGAUUUGAUUUCAGCACGGUAGAAAUUAUAAGAAAUGACGAUGUAAAUCUGGGCAGCUUUCGACGUAAUUUUAUCGACGUGCCGCGAGACCUCUAGAUUAAUGCUUUAGCUUAAACCUGAGUUCUUGAUGAUGGAGCACUCUGUCAUAGGGGUGCUUUGAAAAAUUACUGGUUGAUGUAGCCUUCUGGGUUCAAAACAAAUGUAGCGGCAUUUGGAAGGAGAGAAUUCUACUAGCCAUGUUUUACUCCAUCCGGAAAGAGCAAGCAAAUCAUCAUGGAUUUGCUCCUGACAACGUUAGAUCGUCGAUUUGAAGAAAGAAUAUGCGCAUCUGAGAUCAUCUGGCAGAUUAAAGUUCUAGACUGCUUAACAACCGAUGAAAUAGCAUUGAUUUAAAUGGAUACCAAAAACGAACAUAACGCGUACCUUGGGAGGCACAGCUCACUGCAACAAAAGGACCCCAAUUAGAGAUUGUGUUUCCAACUAGGUAGGUUGACCUACUUAAUUCAACAGGGAGCCUGUACAGUCCUAGGGCCUCCAUUUUAAACAAGAGUUAUCGGUUUUGGCUCUUUAUCAUAAGCCUUACUAAGACCAAAAUAGACAACGGCAACAGAUGGACGAUCCUCAGGAAGAGAAGUGAGUAGAUUCAGAAAAGACGUAUGACACGUUUCACAAGAGUGAUCGGACAAAAAUUAUGUUUGGGAGAGCUAAGAACCUGAUUUACUAUGCGAAAGUCAGUUAUUUUUCAUGAAAAUAAUUUUUUAUUCAGUUUAACGACAGACGGCGCUUUAUGAACAUCCCGACAAUUUUAGACAUCAGAUCGGCAGCCAGAUUUAUAUAAUUGCAUAUUAAUAUAAGUUUUCUGACAUUCAUGAAAGAAGUCAUUCUCGAGAACUACUCGGAAUAAUUUGCUUAGCAGAGGAGGAAAAUCCCUUAGCUGUUUAAAAAGAGAGUUCUGGAUGUUGUUAGUUCUUACUGGGUAUGAUUUACUAAGCUAGCUUAUCAUUUUCUGAAUAUUUGCAGGAACAAAAUUAUUGGUGGGAGGUAAGUAUCAGACGACGGAGGAAUUUAGGAGAUGGGGUCGGUUUCAAAUGGUAAAAUGAUUGACAAAGAACGAAUUUGACAGUUCUGCUUUUCCCGACUCCUCUGUGAUCAAAGUAUUACUACAACUAAACAAAGGCAAAUGGCUUGGUGGGAUUUAGAUAACGAUCUCGUAAGAAAGACCUGAACAACAUACCCAGAAACGUUUGUACCACCAGUAACUAAAACUCUGUACGUCUCUCCCGUUCAGGCCUCGUUUUUGAAGCUGGUUCAACUAUUUCUGCGAUUCUGCAGUGAACCGAAGGAUCCUUUCAAGUAUGUUUUUGAGAAAGUGUGGGACAGUAGAAGAAGCAGCACCUUAAAUAGACAUCUUCAGUGAAAUGAACUCGAGAAGAUUUCCUGUUAAGCAUUUCAACAAAUCGUGGCAAAAGUUUGGAUCAUUAUUUAAAAUUUAUUGUUACAGUCUAUAGUGCUUCUAACGUUAUUCACUAAUUGGUUGCUAACAUUAGCAAAGUCAAGGUAGUUAAGCCUUUCCGCUGGCUUUGAGAAAGGGGAAACUGGAAGACAACAAUUGAUUAACAUAUGGUUACUCGUAAGAAGGUCACGAUGGAAACCCUCAAAAAAUGGUGGUUGAAAUUCGUAAAAAUUUAAUCUUAUGCCCUAUGGUUGCUGAUCGAUCCCUAUACGACAGGCAUGCUGUCCGCAUCGCUUUCUUUGACUCCCAGAAAGCAUUAGACAGUAUGCCUCCACCAGCGGCUGAUAUAAAAGCUGGAAAAAAGUAGGGAUCAGAGGUAACUUCCACAAAUGGGUCGCAAAAUUCCUUGUGAGUCGGCACCAGGUUGUGCACAUCGGUCAAGGAAAAGCAGAUCCUGCUGUGGUCUAGAAUGAGGUUUCCCAGGCGUGGAAACUGUGCAAGGACCCUGGACAGCGAACCAGCAAUGUUUUUCUGACGACAGGAAAAUAUGGAGUAUAAUUCGGGACCCUACCGAUGAAUAUUGACAGCAGAGCAACUGAAAUCGGUUGGAAGAAUAGUCAACUCGUUGGAUCAACAGCGGCAGAUGUACCUUGCUUCGUCAAUGCAACCCAGGCGGGUCCGCCGGUCUAAGAAAUUACUUUCUCGACGGAGCGGUCUUGUGAGACGUGGAAAACGAAAGGAUCUCGGCGUGCUGCCAGCGAACUCAUUAAAACCAUUCGCUGAGUGAACGAGAGUUGCAAAAUGCGCAAUGUCCGCACUGCACGUCCUCAAGCGAGCCUUUAUGGACUCUGAGGAAGAGGUCUUCUUCAAGAUCUCCGGAACGUUUUUUGGCUGCACAUAGAAUACGGUAUCCAACCCUGGGGACCGCAAGAUGUCCUAAGUCGAAAUGGUCCCGAAAGAGUCCAAAACAGAUCCAAGGAAAACGUUAAGGGUCACGGCUUGUUUUCCUCUGCAACCCGCUUAGCAAAUCGGAACCUCCUUCCUUUGAGUUAUAGGCAUCUGUGCGGGGAUCAGUUGCAGCCAUUCCGAAUCGUGAAGGGAUUGGAUUGCAGCCUGGCCUUUGAUGACUUUUCUGACUUUGCAACCACUACCAAUAUCCGAGGCCACCCAUUUGAACUGCGCACUAAACGGACAUGGUCAGAGUUGAGGCGCACAGUUUAACUUCAAAGAUAAGUGAAGCCUUGCCUUUACUUCGGUAUUCCUAGGUAGUUAGCGUGUAUUUCCGACUGAACCGUUCUUAAAAGUUACUCUCUACUGCUGCGUGCAAUUCCUUUCCGCCUAAUUGGACUGUCUGAUAAAUUAUUUGCAUUUUGCGCAGCAUUUGCUUACUUGAUCCCGUAUCUGACUAUUCCUGUCUAUUUGCUGUAAUAAAUUAGCAGUAGUACUUGUUGUUCUGUGUGUGUUUUCGUAAAAUGGCAGCAUUUUGAUCUCUGUACAGCAAGGAGAAACUUGUCUAUUAUGUUUUAAUGCCCCGAAAGAGAUUUGCUAAAAGAGCCAAGCUGGCAACAUCCCUCAAUUUCUGAGAGCUAUAAUCUUGGCCAGAUACACAGCGGGUGCCAGCGCUUCUUCCCAGUUUUCUCUGGAUAUGGUUAAAUCAAAAUUCCAUCGUUCCAAAUUGAGCCAUUUGACCCUUUGGUAGCUCAAAACUACAGCUCGGAUAGGCGUAACAGAUCAUCUUCUGACGAAAACUAGGUCAUUGGGUACAUGCGUUAUAUACGGUACUUCCGAGAAGAUUAUUGAAUAAUCAUGUAAAGUUUUUCAGGUAAUAAGCCUUAAAACGCAGACAAGGACAAAAUGCAAGCACAGUUUCGCGCUGUUUGACGUUCAUAAUCACUUAACUGCUAUGGGGGUGCGUAUUUGUUUCUGAAAGUUGUGGCCCGGGUUUCAAAGUCGCACAAAUUAAUCGAUUACGCUCGCUCGGCCGUAAUAUUCCGAUAUUAGUUACUUUCCCCUCGUUGACAGAAUUCGACUCCAUCUCCAACUGUGUCUUUACUGACAUUGCUCAGCUGCUUCGGACUUCACACCAAGGCGAAGGAGACUAAACAACUUGAAAAUGUCGACAACUAACAAUUACAUGACAGCUCCUGCUUUUAUUUGAAAUACGUCUGCGGCCUCACCACUUCAUAAAACAGCUACUUUUGUAGGGCAGUCGACUACCGCUGAUGUUUAAGUCUAUCAACGCAAAAACGCGUCUCUUACGCACACAUUUCUACCUACUACACCAGCAAACCCUAGUAAACCAAUGCAACUGGCUAAUACAAAGACGAGUCAGAGCGAAAUUUUGGCCACUUGAACACUGAUGAAAUGUAGUCUAUCUAAAAAAACUUCCCAGCCAUAACCGCCUAGAAUUUAUUCAAAUUCCAUGACUCCGAACAGCGCGUUUACGACUACCCCCAGACCUUAUAUCGAAGCAGUACAGCUGAAUAUGCCAAAAUUUCCGUCUUUAAAUAUAAUUCCUGCCCCGGUGGAAGAAGUUCGUCUCCCACAAAAUUUUUCCUCCGAGGCCGUUUUACUAAUGCAUUCCUCAUGCUAAUGUCCAUAAUGGGUCAGUUAACUCAUCUGUUCCUCAAUUUCGCGCCGGCGGGAACACAUUCCAGUAUCCAGUCCGUGGAUUUCGAGCAGAAAAUAAGAUAGCUUACAAUGGUCACCAGUUUCCUUGCCCGUCAUUUCCUCCCUCAAAUCCUACCCCUCUUAAUUCGCGUCAGGAUCUUUUGAUGCGAAAAAAAAUUUAUAGAGUAGGGCAGGAGAGUUGACUUCAAUAUUCCGUGGACAGCCAAACACUAGACGACGUAGCUCACCUCCCUCAGAAACAAACAGUCUUUCCCCUUAAACUUGUCGCCCUAAACGCCAGAUCCUUCAACAUAUGAUGCCCCUGCCUCAGACUCUGAUAUUCUUCGAUUGUCCAGAUAUUGUUUUAGUAAGUGAGACAUGGGCAACCGUUUUCGCAGCUGAUUCCGAACUCUCUCUCUUCUGAGCUAUACUUGCAUUCGAAAUUAUCGUCAAGUCAAUGGUGUUGGGGUAAGCCCCAUCUAUGUUAAACAAACACUUGCAUUUCUACCGCUAGACCAUCUGUACUAAUUCGCGAUAGAAAGUAGCUGCUGAUUUCAAGUCGCUCCAAAAAACGGGCACCUUUACUCGUCUGCAGCGUUUACCGUUCACUCAAAGCCCGUGAGGAUUUUGAUCUUUAUUUUUCAAAGGCAUUCCAUGUCGGGGCCCAAUUGAACUUAAAUUGUCAUUAGAUUGCAGGCGAUAUCAAUCUUCCUGAAGUCCGCUGUUUUCUGUCUUUCUGUAGCAGAAUGUGAAUGUUGACAUAAAGAGUCACGCUAUCGGAAUUCCCACCCGCGGAUCAAGCAUAAUGAACCCAAUUUUCUAUAUAGAUCGUAUGCCUUGGUCGUCGUCAGCUCCAGGUACACUCGGGGCUCAGACCAAGACAUAGUUGUUUCGGCGUUAUAACUCGUGGUUGACAAAAUUUUGUCCUCAAAGUAUAGUUUCUUCGAUUUACAAUUACCUCGUUUGACCGAUUUAUUAACACACCUUAAUUCCUACAAACAGAUUGACUUCCCCAUAACUUUGGACCCAAAUGUCUGCACUAUCAAACUGUACGAAAUUUUGGAUCAGCUCAUACCUCGUUUCGUCCCCCGUAAGAAAAUAAUCAAUAUCGGGGUGGGGUUUUCCUCCCGUUACCCUUUCGCCGUAGGUUUCGCAGACGUCCUUGUCGAUGCAACUUUCAGAAUGGCGUUUUCGUUCUGCCCUCGAUUUGUGAUAUUUCUGAGCGGGUUAAUGGAUUGUCCGAAGAAAGACAGGUGGCUGAAGACGUCCAAUUCACCAAAAGCAGCCUAUUAAAUAUUUCGAAACUUUUCUCCCGUAAGGUACGAACUCACAGAAAAACGCAGCAUUCCACCCUCCGAGACGCUUUUGGGAAUCCUAUAGCUUUUGCCCAGUUAACCACUGAUAGUUUCAACGCUUUCUUGCCUAAAACGUUUAUUAAAAACUCGAUCGCUCUGCUUCCGACCAUCCGGACAUUGGCCGGGACAGUUCUCUACGUUAUAAUUUUCACUCUAUAGGACGUGACUUUAGCGAUUCGUCGUUCUUUUCAAUCUCAUGGCAUCGGUACUGAUGGUGUCGCAGUUAGCAUCCUUAAAGCGGAUGCAAAUGCAAUUUUCCCAUCCCUCUUGUGCAAGAUAUUUAAUCCCACUCUUGAUAGUGAAAUCUAUCCUUCUUUGUGGAAGGAAUCACAAAUUCCGCCUAUUCCGAAGCAUGGCCGAUCUACGUCAUUUGAUGGCUUCCGGCCAGUAAGCACCCUGCCCAGAUUUUCCAAAGUCUUAGAGACAUUGAUCAGAGAUAAGAUGAUGUGUCACUUAACAGAGAAUAACCUACUGGGCGCUGUACAGCAUGGAUUCCUCAAAGCUCGCCCUUGUGACACCUGUCAGCUCUCUUACUUUGACCAUGUUCUCCAAUCUAGGGUCAACAGUUUUGCACAUUACACAGUUUAUUUCGAUUUCACUAAGGCUUUUAAUCGUGUUGACCAUGCUCUUCUUCUCUUGAAACUGUCCUCUUUCGGAAUAGGUGAAAAAUUUUGAAUUUUACAUCCUCUUACCUGAGCGCUCGCCCACAACGGGGUUAGAUUUCCCAUACUAUCUUCAACCCCAUAUGUGCGAGGAGCGGACUCAUUCAUGGUAGUGUACUCGACCUGCCAUUAUUUUGCCUUUUUGUUCACGUUGUACCAAAUUCAGUUCAGAAUGGUUAGCCCUUCAUGUAUGCCGAUGAUCUGAAGGUUGCAUAUAGGUAUGAGCCGACAUAUCGUGACAUCGAGCUCGAGCUCCUGAAUAACUAAAUUAAAUAACCAAUUCUUUGUCAAGACCCGUGAGAGUCCUGUCAUAGCGACCUACAGGCCUUUGCAAAUUGGAGCCACACAUUGCGCCUUUCCCUCUCUUGGAAUAAAUGUUCAGUCAUGAUAGUUGGCAACGACCGCCAACCUCAACUAAGUAUUGACGAUAACGCCAUGGGGUUAUUAAGGAUCUGGGUGUAUCAUACUCCAAGAGUCUUCACCUUUCAGAGCAUUGUGUCUUGACAGUCUCCAAAGCAGGUGCAACGACCGGGUUUAUCCUCCGAAACUUCAAAACUAGCGAUAUUAGAAUGCGUCUUUAUAAGCCGUUCGACCUGGACUGGAAUACAGUUCGUUUUUAUUUAGCCUCAUCCGUGCUGUUGAGCGGAAGAAAAUAGAAACCGUGCAACAUUUUUUACCAAGAGAGUUUUAGCCCCGAAACACCGGAUUUUGUCUUACCGAGAGCGUUGCCGGCUUACAGGUCUUAAUCCUUUAUGGUUUCGUAGAUUACGAAAAGGACUAUUUUUACCAUUUUAGCUUUUAUAUAAUCGUACCUUUAACCCCCUCACUACUUUAAAACAUCUUGUCCACCCCCGACGUAACAGUCACCGUGAGGUCUUUUUAUUUCUUCCUCUGGCAAGUUUAAUAUCGUCGGUUCUUUUCUGUGGAUGCAAUUGCUAUUAGGAAUAAACUACCCAGGAAUGCGAAAACUCUACAAAACUAUCCUUUAUUAAAGAGAAUUAUUACUCCAUUUUUAAAUUCAGAAAAACUCCCACAAAUUUUGGAUGCUGAAUCCACAGAUCGAAUAUACCUUGGCGAUGGCGUUUGUGGUCUCUGAUUACUAUGGCCGGUCUCACCAGGGACAAUUUCUUUAGCCAACAGCGACGGCUGUUCUUCCACCAUCCUGUUUAUUUUUUUUGUCAGGAGCUCUUUACACUGCUAGCCGGAUUUGGGCUUAAUCAUUCCCUGACAAUGCCUGCAAACUGGCACCAAAUACAAUUAUUAUUAUCAUCAUUAUCGGUAUUAUUAUUAAUAUAAGCAAGCAUAGUUAAUGCCCGUUAACAGGUAGUGUCAGGGAUGGAUUAAGCUCAUAUCCUGCAGCAGUGGAAAAACGCCCGAUAAUAAAAUAAAUAGAAUGGUGUUUUGUAUAGUUUGGAGGGUGCAGGAGAGAAAAAACUACUACUCACGAAAUGAUGACAAUCAAGAAUGGGAGGGGUAGCACUGCAUCGGAUAUAUAAUGAGUUCAUGAACUAUCUGAAAAAACUUUCCUGUCAUAUAUUCCAAGUCACUUAAUUUAACACAUAUGUUCCAGAAUAUAGAAUAAAGGUCAGAGUUGCGUUGCGGGUUUGAGUUCGGGGUGAGUAUUCGAUUAAGGGAGAAAUUUUGGUUAGCGUGUAAAUUUAGUCUUGUUGGGAUUGAAUACUUUGGCCGAAUUUGGAUAUAGUGUAAAGAUGGAGCCAAAGUUUUCCCAAUUCUUGCUUGUUAGGCUAAGGUUGAUAGCGGAUUGCUAGAACAAUGGAUGUUGUUCCCAUUGGACGGCACACGCAAGUUAAGCCAUUUUAGAUUAUCUAUUUUUAUUGAUGUAGGACAGUUUGAACGGUCAGUCUCACUGGGUCUAACAAAAUUAAGUCAAGAGUUUUUGUUCGAAUUUUGGGCAUUUCUUUUUGCCAUCAGCGAUGCCGUAUAGGCUACUCAGAAUGUCCAUAAUAACGGCCCCGAAGAUCCUAUUGGCCAUGGCCUGCUUUCUUGUAUACUUGACAGUUUAUUUUCGCAUUUCCAUUGGUCUAUUUUAUGUAAAAGUAUCCGAGUCGUCUGAAGGCCCUAUAAAGACCGAGGACGACUGACGCUGAGCACCUUGGACCGAAGGACGCUUUCCGGACGCCACCGCUGCUCCUCCAUCGCCUCUGCUGCCCGUGCCCAACAAGGUUUGCCUCCAAACGAGCCUGCCUCUGCCAUAAUACAUCCCAGUGUUCGCGAUUCCAACUGAACUCCAACCCUCCUCUUUUUGUCGUUAUAAAUAAUCCCCAAACUACAAUUUGGAGCCUGUCUUCUUUUCUCACUGGGGACUAGAAGGAACUCUACACGUAGCAUUAUUAGCCCUUAUCCUUCCUGGGUGCGAUACAAUAAUGUAAUUGAGCGCGCUCUCCAAACGACCCAAAAAAACCCAAAAAUAAACCCGUCAGCAGGACGAUAGUUAGUUCAACCAAGCAUAUAUGAAAGCAAAGACCGCUGAAGAACAAAAUAAGAUGAUAAUCCCGCUGAAAAUACAGUUUCACUAUAGUCGCAACUGACUGACUACAGUCAAUACCUACACUUAGCCGUCCCUUCAUCAGUUCAGCAGGUCUACUCACUGAUACUUACUCACGUCGGCGGGUUGUCCUCUGCUAGCCGACGACCUCGAAAAAUCCUGAAGUCGGAUUUGGUUGUUUGAACUUUCCAAGAAUGGUAACCAUAUUUUCACUUGCGUUCACAUAUACUUUUAUCCUAGACAGUAGCUGCUCGUGACUACCAAAUUUGCCGUUCUGCAUUAAUCGCCCAAAGUGCGCAUGCAUGUCGUAGAGUUGUAACUAAACCAACUUUUCGGAGAACUGAGAUUAUGCCUGCGAAAGUCCUGCGAACCCUGUUCCUUGAAAAUUCCUGCCGUUUCGACCUUUUUCGGUUGACAUAGAGCCAUGGUUAUUAUCCACUUUAAACGACGUUGUAAUGAUUUUGCCCCACUUUCUAUGAACCACAUAAAAAAGUAGUAGGCACUUCUUGUCUUGUAAUCGUAGCUAUUUGACUACAAUGCACUUGUCCACAUAUCUCUUACUUGACAAAAUUUCUCAAUAGCAUUCCCCGGGUCGCUCAAUAACUGGAACUAUCCUUCCGCUAUAAUUCCCUUGAACUUUAACUCAAUUAGAGACGUAUAGGCUAACGUAACGCAUGUGAAAUUGUUCGGCCAAUCGCCUGAUGACCUGCGGAACGGUUCCGCAGAGAGUGUCAAGCCUGUCUCAUUUUAUUAUUAAUGUGAGCUCUUAUAAGGAAAUGAAUUACACCUUGAUUUUACAAUGUGGGUAUGUCGUACUGAUGAAUGCGCAUGGGUGUGCGCUUUAGAGCUGCUUCCAAUUGGUACGUGUGUUCAUGGUCGUGAGCAUAACUCCAGUUAUAUCCUGUGCGAGACUUAAGUCUCGAUCCCGUUCGCCAUAAUUCAUGCUGGAAGGGAAAUUUACUAACUUUUAUCGGGCUCUAUGGGUACGAACUUACCAGGACUUGAAAGUCAAUUCAGUGGUUUCAGUUCUUUUUAUUACAUACUACAGUCACGCACAUAUGCAACACAUGCGUUCUCUAUGUCAGCCAUUGCCUCACCUUUCCCGUUUUCCUCAUCAAGGCGGAGGAAAUUGGGACCAUAAGAACAAAGUCGCUUAGAAGGACUAUUUGAUGGAUUACGCAGCCUGUCCCUUUUUUACUUUCAUCGGUAGUCUUCUCCUUUGUGUGGUAAAAUCUCACCUUCAAACCGCAUUUUCUUCAUAUCGAGUUGGUUGUGACCACAAUUUCGUCGCAAACCAAACUGCCGUAUAAUACUUAGUGAAGUAUAUUCAUGAGGUUUCUUUGGGUUUUUGGGUAUAGGCGGGUCUUCAACAGCCGCUCGGGCUACUUCUUUUCGUGGUUAUCUCCUCUAGUGCUUUUGGAAAGAAUCUUACCAUAACACAGCAGUAGCAAACAAACGUAUUUAGUGGCUUUUCACGGUCGCCGUGUCACUCUUCUACCAUCGACCGUUGUGAUUUUUUGUAAGGCGGUCGGCGUGCCAGACCUCAUCCCUCCGCGCCCUGGUAGUCUUGUCGCUGUUCAUUCGCAACUUCCUAUUUACCAGACCCGAAAACCCGCUUAGUUUGCAUCUAACCCUCGCUGAAGGCCGUUCCACUGUUCAUCACCUGUGGGGCGCUGGGUAGCCAGCUACCUGGCUAAUGGGUUGACACACAGUCUGGCCUCGUACGUUCGAAUCUUGUGUUUUCUUGUGAAUACCUUGGAGACCAUGAGAGCUUCGUAAAUUGACACAAUAGGCUUCCUUAUUUUAGUAAAACCAAGGUACAGAUGUAAAAAAAUUUAGCCGGUUUGCCCGCACCUGGCUACCCAACUGAAAAUGAGUACUUCCGUUUUGUUGCCUUUGAGCAGUACCUUUAUUUUUCGAGUUAUCAUUUUCUAUCCAAGCUUUAGGUGUUUGGUAGGUUUACGCCCAAUAAAACUGGACGUUCUUCCUAGACUGUCGCGUUUGAGGCGAAUAGGACGUCUAGAAUAUAUCCGCAUGUUCGUCAGAGGCUGACGUUGAGUGCGAAGUACCCCAAGAUUUUUACCUUGGUUUGUUUUGAAGCUUGAAGAAGAUUGUGGUAAACUUCUACUGCCCUCCUAGACACACUUUUGGCAGUCCAGUCCAACUUUUCUCUGUGCAACUCUCUGAGAUGACAAACAAGGGUCUGUUCCUUUAAAAAGGACGAGACAGCCAGCCAGUUGGGACUGUUUUUUUUCCUUUCUUAAGCUCUCGCUAGAAUCUUUAGUGUGCAUGUUUGCAGUACUUCUAAACCACCUCCUGCCGUCUGCCUAGUUUCAAUUUUAACCCAUGCAAAAUGACCAAAGGAACCGCUCUGAAUUUUCGACUGUCACGCAAUGUCAUUUAUUAUUCAUUCUCUCUGGUGUGCUCUUUUACUUGUAGUUCUUCUGCUCGUCGGGUCAACAUGUUGCGCAACUGGAUCAGACUCCCACUGUAGGUUUGCAUCAUUACUAAAAUAUGCUUAGUAUCUUCAAACCGUCAAACUCUCGAUUGUCGUCACAUGUACACUCGAGGAUGGAUGUUGAGGAAGUGGCGACCUUUCAGAGAGCUGCAAAACAUUGGUGGAAUCCCGAUGGUGAGCACACUGUUUGCAUAUCUCUAAAAUUUAUCAUGGUAUUUAGAGACACACAUUAUUAACUUCGCUGGUCUACGGAGAUUUACAUGCUUCCUUUAAGGCCCUAUGGGUCCCCUUCACUCCAUGAACAAUCUACGCGUCACAAUGAUUACUGAUGCAAUAAAAUCCUCCUCUCCGAUUGGACACUUUCCUCUCUAUGGUAAAAGGAUCCUGGAUGUUGGAUGCGGUGGUGGGAUCUUGUCAGAGGUGUGCGCCCUGAGCUCCCAAAAAUGUCUCAUUGUGCCGCAUUUGAUAUUUUCCACAGUCGGCCUUGUUUUCACAGCCUUAGUAGCGACCUUAACUUAAAUUUAGUUUUUAAAACGGACGAUCUUUUGGAAACUACGAAAUAGAAGUGCACUGUAACUUCGCCCUUGGAUUUCGUUGCCACGAAUUUUCUUCUGACGCAUUUAUAUCGUUGUUUUCGCAUGCCAUUCUGCCUUGUUAGCUACACUAAUUGGACAAUCUUAUCCUAUAAAGGCACUUACUUUUAUCUGGCUUUAUUCUGAAGCCUUUAGCGCUUCUUGGAGCGAGUGUACGGGGCAUUGAUCUCACCGCUGAGGGUAUCGAAGUUGCCGAACAGCAUGCCUCUACUCAUGAUCCCGACCGCUGGUCAACUACGCCCUUCGGGGCACCUGACUAUUCGUGUUGCAGCGUGGCCGACGUUGCAAGAGAAAACCCUGGCGAGUUUGACGUGCUCGUCGCAUCCGAAGUCUUGGAACAUGUUUCAGACUGGGAGAACCUGAUUAGAGACGCAUCUCUUUGUCUAAAGGUGAUUUUCCUUUUUUCAUACUCUUGACUCGUAUUCAUAUGAUUUUGUAACAGAAAUCUUAGAUAUUUCGCCUGAUAGAACAUCCGCCAACGCCUUUUUAGCCACGUCAAGUUGGCGGUAUCGAUUAUAUUCCAUCUCUUAAUGUGCAGUCUAGUACGACCGCGUUCUGUUAUUCCUUAUUGAUAGUUUCCAGAAAAAUCGCCACGACUCCCAUUCCUUGGAUAUGCGAGUUGUCUAGAUACUAUCUACUAGAAGAGAAUUCUAUUUACUUUGCUGAUAUCGUCUCUAAAUGCAUUUUGAAGUUGUCUUUCGGAUUGAUAUUUUAUAAGUUGCCAACAGAUGAUACUUUCUCCAGAUUAUAACAAAUCGUGGGUGACUUCCAGUGUCGCUAGUCUUAACCAUCGGUUACAUUUACUUGGAACUAACUCAGAAGAAGAUGCGAUCCCAAUAAAAGUUUGACAGAUAUCACGAAAUAUUUAAGAACUCUUGACCUCUCAUCCAUAUUCUUGGCCCUUGGGCCUAUUAAAAGCGAACUUUUGCCAAAUCUACCUUCUUCAAUCUCCACUACUGCUAAAGUUAAGCAACUCCAGUACUCCCUCUACCUGUCUCGGCAAUUGUCAGCAUUCCAAUUUUGUAGAUGGUUAACGCUUCCCUCUCAGUCGUAAUGCUUCGCGUUGUCAGUCUAAGGGACCAAUUUGAUCCAGUUGCACCCCAAAGUCUCACAGGGAUCCAUAACCUUUAAUUUCGGAUACGACAUUUACGCACAUUUAAUGGGAUAUUUGGCCUCCGAAAAAUGCCGUGCUCGCACUCCCAAAGUCCCGUUUUUACUACCUUUGUGCCCUCCUAUAGGGAAGUCUGGUUUAUGUCCAUUAACACUUUACUCGUCUUCGUAUUGCGGCCUUUUAUUGUGAAGUUUCGUAUGCAUUUUCUCCCCGAAUAUUUUCCUUAUUUGGCCAUGCUGCAUGUUUUGUUUACUCCGUGUAGCCUGGCGGAAGUCUCUUCGUGACUACGCUCAAUAAAACAAUUCCAUCGUACAUACUGGCUAUCGUAGUAGCUGAACGGCUCUGCGGCUUAGUGCCUCUCGGGACACACUCGUGGGACAAAUUUAUUGAUCCAGAUCGGCUCAGACUUGCUGCAGUCCGGCGUAAGUCACCACCGAGCGGGUCUGUGUUCCCCGUUCCUCCUGUUUUGCUUAAUUUCCUCUGGUUUUACUCUAGUCUAAACUAUAAAUAUGCUCAGGAGCUUUUCGGAUGGCGACUUGUCACUAGCUUUUGCUUCUGAGCAACUGGCUUCCCCGCCGAUUCUGACGCCUCCUUAAUGGAGUUCAAGUGAAUGAAUGAAACUAUUUGGAGAUCUUUAGUAGUGAUGGAUAGCUAGGAUAGCUUUUAGGAACCCUAACUACACACGGGGUGCUCGUGCAUAAUCUUCAUACUAUGAGCUGUUUUGGGCAGCUGCUGUUAGCAAGAGCAGCAAUUUGAAAGAAACCGUGAGGAUCAGAUUGAUUUUGGUUUACCUUGCGACCGUUGACUUUUUAAGACCAAGCACCGGGUAGAAUGGGAUUAAUGGUCUAGUCUGGAGUUCGCCUACAUUUCGGAGUCUCGCAUUCGCAGGUGCUACUGAACUCUCGAGAAAAACGUAGUAUUAUAAUUUUGAUUUUAGUUUACAAUGCAUAACCAUGUUCUCCGCAAAGAAGAGGCCUAUGUGCACCAACAUGGCAAGUCGCCGUUUUGUGAUAGUCUGAGCCUUGUCCGUUCGUCAGAUCUAGGUCUUCUUUUCCUUUUGUAGAUAAUCUUCAGCCAAGGAAGCUUUUGGGCAUGACGUACAAUCCUCUCAUUAACAGAUGGAGUUGGAUAUCCUCGUUGGCCGUGAACUACGCCUUUCAUGCUGUCAAGGAAAUCGACUAG